UGGGGGAGGCCGAGCGAUUGCCGAGUACCUCCGAGUGGGACACGGAAAUACCCGAAGUGGUGAGAUCCGCGCGGGAGCCAGACGGAAAAGCCCGAAGGGGACCGGAAAUGCCCGAGGCCGAUCGGCUGAGGAGGAGACCGUUGCCGGAAAUUGUCGAGGAUUCCCGGGGACUACCGAGUCCGAUCCAGAGCGGAGUUUUCCCCUCUCGGCCACGCCUUCACUCACGCACGCCACGCCCAAUCGGCCACCCUAGGCUGAGCCACGCCCAAUCGGCGACAGCGGGUUGGGCGUGGCUUACCGGAGCGGGCGGGGAGCGUUACGUGGCCGGACUACCGCCUCCACUCGCCACUGAACCUCUCCGGAUCAAUUGAGGCGCGGUAGUUUGAGGAGAGGGUAAAACACGAGAGUUUGGGGCUGACUUUAGUUAAUCAAGAAGUAUUUGUUGAGUUUAGCUCAUUCAUCAUUCCAGAAGUACCUAUUCAGGGCUCAAGGAAAAUAGGAAAUUUGGAAGGAUUGCCAGGCUUCAAAGACUGUUUAAUUUACAGGGUCCAUGAUACAAACCUAAGAGGGUAGAGGGAUGGUCACAUGAAGCACAUAGCAAGAAAGUAGCCAUCUACAAGCCCGGAAGAGAGCUCUCAUCAGAAACCAAAUUUGCUAGCACCUUGAUCAUGGACUUCUAGCCUCCAGAACUCUCCCACCUCCACUGAAGAUCCCAGGAAGACAACAUGCCUCCCAAGAAGCCUGAGCCUAAGAAGGAAGCAGCCAAGGCCGCCCCAGCCCCAGCCCCUGCCCCAGCUCCUGAACCCCCCAAGGAACCUGCCUUUGACCCCAAGAGUGUAAAGAUAGACUUCACUGCUGACCAGAUCGAAGAGUUCAAAGAGGCUUUCUCGUUGUUUGACCGGACGCCAACUGGGGAGAUGAAGAUUACCUACGGGCAGUGUGGGGACGUGCUGCGGGCCCUGGGCCAGAACCCUACCAACGCCGAGGUGCUGCGUGUCCUGGGCAAGCCUAAGCCUGAAGAGAUGAAUGCCAAGAUGCUGGACUUUGAGACGUUCCUGCCCAUCCUGCAGCACAUCUCCCGCAACAAGGAGCAGGGCACCUAUGAGGACUUUGUGGAGGGGCUGCGCGUUUUCGACAAGGAGAGCAAUGGCACCGUCAUGGGUGCCGAGCUUCGCCAUGUCCUUGCCACCCUGGGAGAGAAGAUGACCGAGGCUGAAGUGGAACAGCUGUUGGCUGGGCAAGAGGAUGCCAAUGGCUGCAUCAAUUACGAAGCCUUUGUCAAACACAUAAUGUCUGGGUGAAGCAGACCCGUCUAGGGUGCCUGGCCCUUGGCCUUAGCCUUUCUGGGGUGAGUUAAGCAAGAGGCCCAGAGUGACUGAGCUGGAACUGGGGUCCUGGACUUAACCGCUGUGCCACAGCCCCAAGGACUCCCUGUAAAUAAACAGUUUGAGCAAGCCUGGGCCAAAUUCUCUGAUUCCAA
Molecule: messenger RNA, 1480 nt
Organism: Prionailurus viverrinus (fishing cat)
Lineage: Eukaryota; Metazoa; Chordata; Mammalia; Carnivora; Felidae
Gene: MYL4
Product: myosin light chain 4
Exons: 9
Coding region: 726-1301 (191 amino acids)
Cellular component (GO): myosin II complex
Molecular function (GO): calcium ion binding
Source: RefSeq, a predicted model, not a curated record